Brassica oleracea var. oleracea is the source of this 798-nucleotide messenger RNA. Its product is annotated as copper transporter 2-like. NCBI's taxonomy places the organism in Eukaryota, Viridiplantae, Streptophyta, Magnoliopsida, Brassicales, Brassicaceae. Gene Ontology annotation, biological process: intracellular copper ion homeostasis; copper ion transmembrane transport. Bases 162 to 617 code for a protein of 151 amino acids. Gene Ontology annotation, cellular component: plasma membrane. The record is from RefSeq and is a predicted model, not a curated record. Gene Ontology annotation, molecular function: copper ion transmembrane transporter activity. The transcript has a single exon.
UACUACACAAAGUUUUUGACAAGUCAAAACAUGCUCUACUUGUACUACAACACAACUACAAACCACACAUUUAAGAAACCACAGAAACAAAGAAAAACACGAUUUCUCUCUUUAGGUUUUCUUGUCUACAAAAGCCCUCAGAAUCCUACCGUUACCAAGCCAUGGAUCAUGACAACAUGCAUAACAUGUCACCACCAUCAUCAACGUUGGCUUCCGACAUGAUGAUGACGAUGCACAUGACGUUCUUCUGGGGUAAGAACACGGAGGUUCUCUUCUCCGGAUGGCCCGGGACAAGCUCCGGUAUGUACGCUCUUAGCCUCAUCGUUGUUUUCCUCCUUGCCGUAAUCACCGAGUGGCUCGCCCAUUCUCUUACCCUCCGUUGUGUUGGCUCCACUAACCGCGCCACCGGGAUCGUUCAGACCGCCUUGUACACACUCAGGAUUGGCCUCUCCUAUCUUGUGAUGCUUGCGGUGAUGUCCUUCAACGGCGGCAUUUUUAUUGUCGCUAUGGCCGGGUUUGCCGUCGGUUUCUUUCUCUUCGGAAGUACUGCUUUCAAGAAACCCUCCGAUGACCAGAAAACCGAUAAACUUCCCCCGCUGUCGUCAGGUUGCGUUUGAUGAAAAUUUUCUAUAAAGAACUUUCUAUUUGUGAUGAGCCCUUUGUCACAAAAAAAAAACUUUCUAUUUGUGUGGUUUGCUUUGCUUUGAGUUUUAAUCACUUUGUCACAAUUGAUUUUCUUUGGUAGUUGUACAAAUAAUUUCAACAAAGAAUUUGAUUCUUAGAACUAAUAAAGUUAAU